This is a messenger RNA of Nannospalax galili (Upper Galilee mountains blind mole rat), 3156 nucleotides long. It is a transcript of the gene Bet1l, whose product is annotated as Bet1 golgi vesicular membrane trafficking protein like. Gene Ontology annotation, molecular function: SNAP receptor activity. The transcript is spliced from 4 exons. Bases 182 to 703 code for a protein of 173 amino acids. Gene Ontology annotation, cellular component: Golgi trans cisterna; SNARE complex. Gene Ontology annotation, biological process: regulation of retrograde vesicle-mediated transport, Golgi to ER; retrograde transport, endosome to Golgi. NCBI's taxonomy places the organism in Eukaryota, Metazoa, Chordata, Mammalia, Rodentia, Spalacidae. The record is from RefSeq and is a predicted model, not a curated record.
GGGUGUCCAGUCCGCGCCGGCCGUGCCGGGCCACGCCUUGUGGCUUGAGCAGUUGGUGAAAGUGCAACACACACACACCGACAAAGUGUUCAUCAGAAUCUGUCGCGCUUCUGGCCUCUGCACCUGGUUUGCACAGAACCGCGGGUCUCACGCUCGCGAGACACCCACAUCCGGGAACAGAAUGCCAGCCAACCAGCGUCUCCGGAACUGGUCUCCCCCCGCCCCUUGUUUACCGGACCCAGAGUCACGUCAUUUGUUUCUGCCGCCCCGCCCCCUGCCUUUCUGCCGGAAGUUAUUCCUAAGGCGGAACCGGAAGCUCCUCUUUGUGCUCGGUGCAACGUCCGGCGUGGCGGAAAGGAGCGGUGCGAUGGCGGAUUGGACUCGCGCUCAAAGCCCUGGUGCUGUGGAGGAGAUUCUAGACAGAGAGAACAAGCGAAUGGCUGACAGCUUGGCCUCCAAGGUUACCAGGCUCAAAUCGCUUGCCCUAGACAUCGAUAGGGACACAGAAGACCAGAACCGAUACCUGGAUGGCAUGGACUCAGAUUUCAUGAGCGUGACUGGCCUGCUCACAGGGAGUGUGAAGCGCUUUUCCACAGUGGCACGAUCUGGGCGUGACAACCGAAAGCUUCUGUGUGGUAUGGCGGUGGGCCUGAUCGUGGCCUUCUUCAUCCUUUCCUACCUCUUGUCGAGGGCAAGGACGUGAACCAAUGGGAGCCAAGGGCAGCCAGGCUCUUUACCACCUGGUUAUCCUGGUUUCCUGAGGACCUGACUACAAAAUACUCCUUUGAAAUUACCAUCAUGGGUCAAGCAUCUUCCUAAGUGGGGAGAACUACAGCUGCCUCUGACAGAAGGACCUCAUGUUGGAUUGUCCUGUGUAUGAAAGAGGAAACAAAGGCUUAACCCCACUCCUCCCUGGUGCUAGAGACACUGGCAGAACCAGGGUCACUUUGUGUCAGGAUGAGCCAGGUCUGAGCACAGCAUCUGUGAAUCCUGAAUGUGUCCCCUGUGGCCAACAGCCCCUUUCUUGUGCCUCAAAAGCCAGUAUCUUAAGGUUCUUCUGUCUUGUCUGUGCUUGGGAAAGACCGUAUCUAUAUCUGAGGAACCUGGAGCUGACACCAAAAGUGGCUCUGGCCAUGAGCCCUUUCUGAGAGUCCUCAGGAUGGAUGUGGUAGUAACUAUGGGCUGAGCAGGAGUGGACCUUUGCAGGCCAAGAAUUUUCUGGCUGAAGCCAGAUCCUAGGGAAGGAGCAGGCUCUGAAGAGGUGGACUACAGCCUUGGCUAGAAGCACUGGCCAAGAUCCUUCUGGGCCCAAAGACCAUGGUCCAGGAGCAGAGAUGACCUUGAGAUUGAGGAUCUCCCCAUUGCCAAAGAUGUAUUCAUCCGCAGGCAAACAGACCCAGAAACAGUACAGUCUGAGUUUUCAGAAUCAGGCAGUACUGGGAUAGUCGUUCCUGCCGAAGGUCCCUGUAGAGCCGGGGGCCAUCUGUGAAAGUAGCCAUUAUAUUUUUAGUGCGAACUUUUGCCCUUGUACUAUACCCUGUACUACCUUGUGUAGCCAGUCUCCUCCCCUCAGUGUGUGGAGCUUAGUCACCUCUUUGUUGCAUUCCUCUGCAGAAUUCCCUCCUACCUGCCUCUUAGGGCCCUCCCUUCUUCCUUGGCCAGUCCCAUGCUCAUACAAACUGAACUGUGGAUCUGACAGGGGUUAACAGUUUUUGAGAACCUAGCACUUCUGUCUUCACAUAAAAUGUCUUUAAGAAAUGAACAGUUAGCUGUGAGUGGUUUUGCAUGCCUUUAAUCCCAGCACUAGAGGCAGAUGGAUCUCUGUUAGUUCAAGGCCAGCCUAGUCUCCAUAGUGAAUCCAGGCCAGUUGUGGCUACAGGGUGACCCUGUCUCAAAAAGACCAAAAAAGAAAUGAACAGUGCAGUUCUGUGCCCUUCUCUGACCUUAUUCUGAUCUGUCUCCUCAUCACUCUCCCUCCUUGAGGACUGUUGGCUUACUGUCCACUCACAUGGCUAUACCAUGAUGCUGUCUAGAACCACUACCUCUGAUUUCUAAGUUAACCUAGAUUCUACCAUAACCUGGCCUCUUAGUGCCUAUGCCUUGCUCCAACACUAGGCACCCUCCUCUUCUUCCUUUAUUGAGCAGCCUUUCUGUGUGUCCACAUUGACCAUAGUCUCCUUUUCUCAUUUGGCCCUUUGAUUGUGUCUGCCUGAGCCUGUAAGCCUUCUGGAGGAGGGAGAAGGGCCAACCUCUGUUUUGACCCCUCUCCCUCCAGUGCAGCCCAUUUCACACUGCCUCUCUGUGGCAUUGCUGUUUGACACUAACAGCUGGGCUCAUCUAGCUUGUUCCUCCUCCUUAGGUGUCCCUUUACAGGCCCUUCAUCUUUGACUCCUGAUAUCCUACGGACCAGGGCUUUGGUUUAGCCUUCUGUUUGUCACCAAGCAUGGUAAUAGCUGCCUGCAUCAUUCCUCCCUCUGGUCCCUGCAGCAGGCUUGUUCAUGCUUCAGGUUUGUCUCCUCUGCCUUCCUGGCCAUGCACUGUUGACUUGUACUUUCUAGGAAUGAACCCCAGGGUAUUUUGUUGUUUCUUUGGAUAGUGUCUUGCUAUGUGUCUUCUCUGAAAAUAUGUGGCCUAGGCUGGCCCUCAACUGGUAAUCCUCCAGCCUUAGCCUCCUGAGUGCUGGUAUUGUGACUUCCCAAGGCACUUUCCACAGCCAGUCCCUGCUCAUCUUGCUAGUGCCAACUAGGUCUAAAUUUCGUUAUUUGGAGAUGACACUGUCUGGAGCAGUGCCCUUGCCAUCCUCUCUGAGACACCCCCCCACCCCCAGCAUGUCUGGUUCUCUCCUCAAGACUCUACCUUACUCUCAUAGAUCUCAAGCCUCCAGCUGCUUGAGGGUCUGAGUUGUAAUUCUUGUCUAGUUUAGCUUUUGUUCUCUUUUUAUGAAUCAUGGCACCAUCUCCAUAGUCACCAGGUCAGACCAACUUCCUGAAUGUCCUAACCAUAGCCUUUAGCUCAGUCCUGUGUACCUGGCACCUGACCUAAUGGAUAGGUGGGCUUCCAACAUGUUCUUCAACACCAGAAAGCCCUUGGUGCUCAAUGUGAGCAGUUGUGAGAAUGAGUUGGCAGACUCUUAGCAAUAAAGUCUUGGUAUCAGUA